CUAUUUACAAAACAAUGAAGCGCUGUUUAAUCAUAAACAACAACAAAUUCAUCCUACUUAAAGGAUUAGACUCUAAAGGGACUGAGUGAUUUUUUUUGAUUGACUAGGGAUGAACGAUUCUGAACUCAAAAAUCUGUGCAUCACCUUUUAAAUCUUCCUGAUCGGUACAUCCCUAGAAAACAAUGUUCUGAUGCCCACAAUCACCAAGUCUUUUAUUACCCAGAAUUGAUUCUCAACUGUUUCUUGAAAUACUACUGACGAAAAAAAGUUCUAGAAAAUAGAUAUUUCAAGUUCUAUUUCUGGAGCCGCAUUGGCGUUAUGUCAGACGAUGGCUGACUUCCACAGAGGAAAAAUGAACGUAUGCUAACACCUCUGCUAUCACUGAGACCUCAAAAUAUUUAUAUUCGGUGCGCGAACCCAUUUCCGUUAAGUACCCCAGCAGAAAAAAGUUUUCCGAACUUGUUCAUCGUUCCGAAUCCGUCAAGCUGAAAGCUGCAGAUUCUAUACUAGUGGUAACGCUAAUCAUCGCUACUUCGUCGAUACAUCUUUGCGCAGAAGUGUUUCUUAUCUGGACAGCCUAAAAUAUUAACGAUGCUUUUGACCGACUGCUGUAACGCACCGUCUACGGUGAUCCAAUUGGUCGUAAGUGCAGCAAGUUCUACCAGACCAUUUCUCUUUCUUCGUCUUUUCUGUCUGAAGGGAUCGUCUAGCCGGGCAUUGUGAAGUCGCACCAUGGAGGCAUCAGCAGAUGAGAGUCGCACGGCUGCGGCCGGUCGCCUUAACUAUGUUAUGAAGCACACGUCAAUACCAGGCUGUCAGGGGGAAGAACGGUAGUACGCUAAGGAUGUUCCGGAUAGCAGUAGCUCGGCAUACGAAAAAAUUAAGUGGAAUUGCUCGUAAGUUAUUAAGUGGAAGAAAAGCACGCCAAGAAAACUAGCAAUGUAACUAGGCUUGUUUGACCUCCCUAUAUCUUAGAGAAGCAAGCGAUAAAAUGAGGGUGUCAACAAUGUCCGAGUAUUAGACAUAGAUGCUUAAAAAGGAUACUUCCGGAUCAGUUAUGAGUGAAGUUCAGUUAAUAGACACUUAAACCAUUAAGAAUUGUAUCUAUGCGUGUUAUAUGCUUUCGUUGUACCAUUGAAAUCAAUCUUAAAAGACAAUUGUUAAUCACUAUAACAGAUCGAUCGAAACUGCAUUCGCCGAGAGAACUUCCUGCAGACGAAUAUUUAUUUGUGACAACGAAGAACUUUAUCUAUCAAGUAUCCAUACGAUAGGUUACAGUUACCAGCUGCGCUACAUCGUGCCAGCAAGAUUUGCAAGUUCCUAAUCUUCCAAACAUGCGUUUCCAGAAUGUGAUUUGGCCCCUAUUUGUAUUGGUAUGGAGUACGAUCUUAGAACCGUUUUCGUGGGCUGUCCUCGACAAGCUUGUAGAAAAUGUGUUGGAAAGAAGGGCAGCCACAGGUGGAUACUUUACAAACAGCAACGAGGGAUCGUUGGUGUUUUCGUCAGCUCUUCGACAAGUUAUUGAUGAUCAGUUUUUCUGCGGGAUCUACGUACAGUUCGAUGACGCGUUAGAAAGAUCCCUUACCACUAUUUACGGCUACCGAAUGGCCAAGCCAAUUCUGGGCAGAAUUGUCAUCCGGAUGAUACAGGCUGCUACAAUGGUGUUUCAGCGCAGCGGAAGCAGAUAUCUGAGUCAGAUCAAUUUUUACCUCAAAAAACUUCGACCACGAGCCGUGCCUAAAAUUGGUUUAAACGAUUUCCUUGACAACCCGCACAUACCCAAUGCAAAAAACUAUUGCAUUCUUGUACACUUGACAAAUGAUGAUCCACAUGGGUUCGUGGGCUUUGGAAAGCUAUCGGGCGUGUGCCAUGGCCAGAUUGAACAGACGCAUGCUAUGAGCAUGGUGAUUCGACACCCGGAUCAGCAGUGGCAAUUGGAUCUAACGUUCGUGCAUGAGAUCGGUCAUCUUUUCGGAGCGGAACAUGAUGGGAUACCUGGAUUAAUUCCUGGAGACAUACGAUGCCCUCUAUCGGAAAACGAGCCAGCCAAUUACAUCAUGCAUCCUCGGUCCCGUUAUAGCUACCACGAAAAUCAACGCAAGUUCAGCACCUGCUCCAUCCGCAGCAUCCAGCAUCAUCUGGCGAUUGUUUUUCAAUCUGGAGCAUACAAACGCUGCAUGGACAGUUUUUCCUAUGAGACCUGCGGAAUCAAGCUGAACAAGGGUCCCUGCGCCCCUGAGGAAAUUAGCCCAGAGUUUACGGUCGACAAUUGCUGGCCGCUGUCCUACGCGACGCCUCCGAAAGAGUGGCCACAGUGUACCGUAACCGAUGGCGCAUGCUGCAAUUUGACGUCGUGUAAAUUCGCUAGGCACGGUACUGUCUGUCAGGCUGAAACGAAGUGCCACAGAGCUGCCACUUGUAACGGCAUAUCGGCAGUAUGUCCUGAGCCUCGAUGGAAACUUAAUGGCACACGGUGCGGAGAUGCUAGUUGCAUGGGAGGUUUAUGCGUAGGGAGUCUUUGCGUAUCAUUCGGCUUCCAGCCGUGUUUUCCCACCAGCAGUGUAAUCGGCGAGAUGUGCCAUCCAUAUUGUUAUGGUACCCCGACAACGCUGUUGUCUGUCUCUUCAAACAACUGCGUGCCUCUAUGUGAACUCGACAAAUCUGUACCCUGCACAACAAUCAUGACUCCAGGUUCCAGGUGUGGGAGACAUGGUGUUGGCUGGUGUACCUUCAGCGGAGAAUGCCAUCGUCGGUUCGAUGAUAAUCACGAAUUGAACAGGCUAGCGACCCUUGCACCCCAAGUCCUCACGCUGACGUUUGUUUCAUUUCAUAUCGCUGCUAUAUAUUGGCUCAUGACUCGCGUCAAAUUAGGAAAUGCAGCUCGCAGUCAGGCCAAAACACUUGAGCAGGACGUGAACUUGUUCAUUGAUUUCAUCGAAGCUAUAUACCCAGUUGCCGACAAUCCGACCAAGCAACGUUCAGACAGUAAUGAUGCAUAUGUACACAUGGUUUCAUAAACAAGUGUUAAUUAUUAUUCUGUGUAAUAGAGAAUGACCGCGAUGCCAAAACAAUCGCCUUCCUGUGACCUUUCGUCGGAACACUUAGUAAUGGUGGUUCUUUUUGAUGCAUCGAGCAUCUGGAGUACUGUGCCGGCUCCCCAACAAGCCUUGCUGUCCUCAUUGCAGGUUCCCGUUGAGCAGCUGCCAAAGAGGUCGUCCCCGCUACCUUCACUCCACGGGGAUGAAGUGACGGAACCCAAUCUAUCGCGGAUAGGAUCAAUGGUGCCCGACGGGUCAGGGUAUUUAGGUACCGCGGCCAAAUGGCAACUUUGGAACGUUUGGGAUUUCUGUGUGCUUAGGUGUCUGCGACAAUGCGGCCCCUUUCGAACUGAAUUCAAAAGUAAAAUCGACGAAACUAACUAGGAAAACAGACGUGGAUGGACGAAAGGGAGGUUGAAUAUAAAAUGCCAAUAACAAACACACAUCUUUUGCCUUUAUUAGAUUUAUUCGCGUACGAAGGUGGCGCUUGCAACUGACCCGUAAGGGAAAAAUAUGCAACGAUGCAAUCGAUCGGAACAAGGAUUACACUCGAAAAAUAAUGAAUAUGUUUGGCCUGUAGAAGUAGUAGAGCAGGAUAUCUACCUCACGCUCUGCGUAACUCUUACGGAAGUAGAAUUCCGGAAGACUAAGGCAGCACGAACGUGGUCCACUAGCAGUUUUAUAGUAUAUAAUUCUAUACUCUUAAGCUGUAGAUGCGGAAUUAUCUGUCGAAAUAUGUCACGAAUAUAAGCAUAACAAAAACGCCAAUGAAAAGACCACUAAUGGCUAUUUAUGGCUCUUCAAAGUACAGGCUCUAUGUAUAUACUUAACAAAGAAAAUUGUUGUAAAGAUAUGUUGUAAAAUGGAGGAGGAUGUAAACGGUAAGUUUGUUGAGUCAUUAGAUUUUUUCUAAAGUUUUAUGAAUUUUAUUACAUGUUUGAAAUGAUACUUCGUCAACUCAUAGAAAAUUUAACAAGUCAAGGAAAACGACAGGGUACGCAACAAUAGACGAAGCCGGUGUGCAAUGUAAUGUAUACGGAAGCCAAUGCCGAACUAAUAAAGUUUCCGACGCAGAUUUUCA
Messenger RNA from Varroa destructor (honeybee mite), 4119 nucleotides. RefSeq names its product disintegrin and metalloproteinase domain-containing protein 10-like. Lineage: Eukaryota; Metazoa; Arthropoda; Arachnida; Mesostigmata; Varroidae. Gene Ontology annotation, cellular component: plasma membrane. The record is from RefSeq and is a predicted model, not a curated record. Gene Ontology annotation, molecular function: metalloendopeptidase activity. Gene Ontology annotation, biological process: Notch signaling pathway; membrane protein ectodomain proteolysis.